This is a messenger RNA of Sinocyclocheilus grahami, 617 nucleotides long. Its product is annotated as E3 ubiquitin-protein ligase NEDD4-like. The transcript has 4 exons. Gene Ontology annotation, molecular function: calcium ion binding. The coding region runs from base 210 to 605 and encodes 131 amino acids. Gene Ontology annotation, biological process: regulation of neurotransmitter secretion. Lineage: Eukaryota; Metazoa; Chordata; Actinopteri; Cypriniformes; Cyprinidae. The record is from RefSeq and is a predicted model, not a curated record. Gene Ontology annotation, cellular component: synaptic vesicle membrane.
AUCAGCAAAAAGUGCAUGUAGUACACCCCAUACGAGGAUGUCCAUCGGCGUCGUUUCCACGAUGACUAGCUAGCGUUAACGCCUCUCCGCUCGUCUCAUAUCCCGGGGAAGCGAUUUCCGUUCAAGCGUGACCUACUCUUUGACAUUUGGGCUUUAUUUGUGUGUUUCGGUCGUUCAUAUCGACGCAGGUUGGCAUCCUGGCACGAAACAUGAACAUAGCCGCGCUACUCCCGGAGGUCCGAGGACUUCAGACGGAUGAGGAUGAAUCCAGAAUCUUAAGGGUGAAAGUCAUUGCUGGAAUUGGGUUGGCCAAGAAAGACAUUUUGGGUGCCAGUGAUCCAUACACAAGAAUCUCUCUCUAUGACCCUGUCAAUGGAGAAAUCACCAGUCUGCAGACUAAAACCAUUAAAAAGACAUUGGAUCCGAAGUGGAAUGAGGAAUUCUUCUUCAGAGUAAGUGAAUGGGUAUUUACAGAGAUCAUGUUUUUGUUACCUGGCUGUACUGUCAAAAAAUGUCACCCCAAAAUGAAAGGAGAAAAAAAAAUUAUAUCAGUAGCCCAGGAUAGAAUUUCCCUACCUGGGGUUUGUAAGUUAAUGAAAUGCUAAUAAUUAAUUAAA